CUGGAUUUCUUGAUCUGAUUUCUGUUUUCGAACUGACUUUGGAUAUGUUGACAUGUCCCUGUCAGAGAUCCCAUCAAAUGCCCUGUGUUUGAACACGCCAGCCCUCAUCACAAUAUAUCAUAACUCAGCCCUCCAUCUACGCUGGCUCAUACGGCUGCGACUGAAAUCCUAAAAGUGGCCGCUACGAUGUUACGAAUUGCGCUGGCAUGGUUCCUUUGCGCAUCGGUGGCAGUUGGGUUGAGUCUGCCUGAUAAGUGUACCGUGUUUUCAAAGUCACAGAGCGAGUGCAAUCCAGUCGCGCCAGCAAGCUUUCUGCCUGCUUUCCUAGAUGAUGCACCAAAAAGCAAAACUAGGUCAGAACAUUCUGGCGGAAGCAAUUUAUUUGCGGACCUUGUGAAUGCGCUGAAUGUCACACAAUCGGAAUUCUUCGCUCCCUGGCUGGGCACCUGGCCCGAUGCCAUCGACUGGACAGCGGCCGUGAUAGGCACACACGUCUCAGGGGUCACGCGCAGUAUAUCGCAAGACUCGAUAUUAAUCAACUCAAAUGACCACAAUGCUGUUGACUGGAGGUGGACAUCUAACUUGGUCGACAAAUACUUUACCCAACUUGUUGGCUACUACUUCGGCCAAGAUGCCUUCGCCAUAAGGAACGAAGCUUACGAUGAUAUCCUCUGGGUAGUUCUGGGCUGGCUCGAAACGAUCAAACUCGUCAAUGCCCACGACGAACUAUAUUUCACACCGGUUAAUGCGAACCUGUCUCAAGCCUCACCAGGGAGCGCUGAUGGGGCAACUGAUGGAACAACCAACCAGCCCUAUCAUGGAACCACAUGGCUUCCGACAUUUUCGCAUCGGGCGCGUAUAUUCUGGGAUCUUGCCUCGCGAGGUUGGGACACCAAGUUAUGCAACGGAGGAAUGAUCUGGAACCCCCGGUUACUGCCAUAUAAAAAUGCCAUCACCAACGAGCUCUUCAUUGCCGCCUCCGUUUCGAUGUACUUCAAUUUUCCCGGCGACGACAACGAAUCGCCAUUCAGUGACCACCCUGACAACUUCAAUCCCUCUGACCCAGAUUCCGACAUAUCCAGUGGACCCCGUGACGCUAGGUAUCUGAAAGCGGCCGUCGAAGGCUACAGAUGGCUACGUAACUCUAACAUGACAAAUGAAAAGGGGCUGAUAGUCGAUGGCUUUCACAUUAGCGGAUAUCUCGACGAAAACAACAACAACACUCGCUGCGACGCUCGUGACGAGAUGGUCUUUACGUACAACCAAGGCGUUAUCUUGACUGGCCAGCGCGGCCUAUGGGAUGCGACCGGCGCGCCAUCAUUUCUCAAGGACGGUCACCGUUUGAUUCAAAAUGUGAUCAAAGCCACGGGUUACGAUCUCAAGUCAGACAGUCCCAUCGAAGGCCUCCCGGAGCUAAAAGCCGGCGUCCUUCCUCGCUGGCACGGGCUAGGACGACUGGGAAUCAUGGAGGAAGACUGCGACGCGAGCGCAACCUGCAGCCAGGACGGACAGACGUUCAAAGGGAUCUUCUUCCACCAUCUCACGGCCUUUUGCGCGCCCCUCGAGACGCCGCCCGCAGAGCUCGGAUUGCGAGUCCAUGAAGGCGCCUUCACACAGAUCAGCAGGUCUCAUGCCGACGCGUGCAAAUCCUACCGCGGCUGGCUGUGCCACAAUGUCCUCGCUGCGCUGGAGACGCGAGACGCGUCGGGCCGCUUCGGACAGUGGUGGACGGCGGGGACUUGGACGGGCGCGUGGCCGACGCGGGCGGAUGACGGUAUCCCCGAUGUGCCCAACGCUACUGAUUACCGCAACUCCGGGGUCCCUGACAACGCCGUGUGGCGCAGUAGCGCGUCGAUGCUCGCACCUACGCAGACACCGCGGAUAUAUGGCGCGAGGAAGGAUCAGAUACCGCUUGGCGGAGACGCGGAACAAACCCCCCUUGGGACCGUGAGAAGGCGACAACAUCAUGCGAAAGACCCGAACGACCGUGGUCGUGGACGGACUGUUGAGACGCAGAGCGGAGGGUUAGGCCUUCUUCGGGCAUACUGGCACAUUUCACGGAUACCGUAGGACGGUCUCUGGGAAUUUGUGUUUGACGGGAUAGGGUCAUUUAUUUUCGUAGAAAGCAAGUAUAUGUUUGAAGUAAGCCUUGGCUUCUCGAUACUAGGUAUUCGGAUACAAGUCCGUAGUCAAAUUGGCAAUAUUACACGUAGCUGCGACUUGUGCAAGAAGUGUUAAAGGUGGUUAAUCAGGACUAGCUAGACCGUUUUCCUACCUUCGGUCUCGUUUCUUACGUCUAGAUUUGAGCAAGACGCUGAGACCUACAAACUAGGGCACGAAAACACAUUAUUUCGAUAAGUGAACUCUGCCAAGUGUGAU
Molecule: messenger RNA, 2379 nt
Organism: Xylaria bambusicola
Lineage: Eukaryota; Fungi; Ascomycota; Sordariomycetes; Xylariales; Xylariaceae
Product: glycosyl hydrolase family 76-domain-containing protein
Exons: 1
Coding region: 187-2070 (627 amino acids)
Biological process (GO): carbohydrate metabolic process
Source: RefSeq, a predicted model, not a curated record